Messenger RNA from Penicillium pulvis, 648 nucleotides. RefSeq lists its product as uncharacterized. Bases 1 to 648 code for a protein of 215 amino acids. The transcript has a single exon. Lineage: Eukaryota; Fungi; Ascomycota; Eurotiomycetes; Eurotiales; Aspergillaceae. The record is from RefSeq and is a predicted model, not a curated record.
AUGCUCGCCUUCCUACCUCUAUUGCUGGCAUUCAGCAGCUUCGCCACAUCGGCAGCUAUUCCAUCGUUCUCAAUCCCAAGCGUCCGAGACUCCUCCGUACCACAAUCAGCGGGGGAGUCCACCGAUUUGUCUCGGGUAUCUGCCCAAUCAGCCAACAAGAACGCGGAAGCUCAUGAUUUCCCCCAAAGAACUCCCUACUACUUUCCCGAAACCAUGCCCGACAACGAUGAAAUUGCCGAAAGACUGACUGCCCUCCGCGAAGCUGGCUUCACCGGCGCGGCGGCAUCCGAAAAAGGAAGCGAAACACCUGUGCACCAAAAUCAGGCACAUGAUCAACCUCAGCAGUCAAUCGACACGCCGGAUGUUACAACGAUCGACACUGCUCGUGCACGGAUGCUUAUUCUUCCUGAUCGGGAGUCGAGUGCCGAGCUGGACCAGUCGCUGGAGAGCUCGUAUUCUCCACGUACUGCGCAUGAAAUUCAGAACGGCCCUGUGAUUAGCCAGGCUCUUCGAAUCGACUGGGUCAUCUCUGAAGCCCCAAUCCUCAUCGCUACACCCCCAAUUAUACCAUCCAUGAUGUUCUUGCUCUUCAUCGCUGCUAUCCUGUGCAUUGCCACUGUGGUCCGCGGUGUACGUCAUCAACGCUGA